This is a messenger RNA of Bicyclus anynana (squinting bush brown), 1789 nucleotides long. RefSeq names its product DEAD-box helicase Dbp80 (gene Dbp80). Gene Ontology annotation, biological process: poly(A)+ mRNA export from nucleus. Gene Ontology annotation, cellular component: cytoplasmic stress granule; nucleus. The record is from RefSeq and is a predicted model, not a curated record. The transcript has 2 exons. Gene Ontology annotation, molecular function: RNA binding; ATP binding; RNA helicase activity. The coding region runs from base 175 to 1575 and encodes 466 amino acids. NCBI's taxonomy places the organism in Eukaryota, Metazoa, Arthropoda, Insecta, Lepidoptera, Nymphalidae.
CAUUUUGCAACACUGAACAGGGAUAGGGAACUAACAUAAAGCAAUUUUGCAAUUUUGCAUUGUUGGUGUUGAAGUUUUAAAGAUAAAAGUUUCAUUAAUUUUUUAUUUUUAUUGAAGAAGUCGUUGUCGACCACUAAUAAACUGUUUGGGGCUACUAAGGUUUAAUUGACCAAAAUGACAAAACAAUGGGGUCAAAAAGCCGAAGAAUUGGAGAUUUCGAACAAAAUAGCUGGUUUGGGGGUGUCAAAAAAUGGACCGAAUCAAACGUCAGAUUCUGAAGAAGCUGCAGAUGCAGCUAACCCAGCUGAGACUUCGUUAUUAAUGAAAAUAAUCCGACAAGGACUUGUUGAAUCUAAGUUAGACAUUGAAGUUCAAAGGAAAAACCCCAGUUCUCCAUUAUACUCUGUUAAAACUUUUGAAGCCCUACACUUAAAGCCAAACUUGCUAAAAGGUGUAUAUGCAAUGGGCUUUAAUGCUCCGUCGAAAAUACAGGAAACAGCAUUACCUACACUAUUAGCAGAUCCGCCACAGAAUAUGAUUGCUCAGUCUCAGUCUGGUACUGGUAAAACAGCUGCUUUUGUUUUAGCAAUGUUGAGUAGAAUUGAUCCCACUAAAAAUUACCCACAAGUUCUGUGCCUCAGCCCAACAUAUGAACUUGCCAUACAAACUGGAGAAGUGGCAGCCAAAAUGGCUAAGUUCUGUCCAGAAAUAAAAUUAAAGUAUGCAGUGCGAGGAGAAGAAUUGCCUAAAGGAACUAAAAUCACUGAUCACAUCCUUAUUGGGACCCCUGGCAAGUUGCUCGACUGGGGUAUUAAGUUUUGCAUGUUUGAUUUGAGCAAAAUCAAAGUAUUUGUCUUAGAUGAAGCUGAUGUAAUGAUUGACCGGCAAGGUCACCAAGACCAAUGUAUUCGCAUCCAUAAAUGCUUACCUUCUACAUGUCAAAUGAUGUUCUUCUCUGCUACGUAUGACAGUGCUCUUAUGGAAUUUGCAGAAAUUAUUGUACCCAAUCCUAUUAUAAUUAGAUUACUCAGAGAAGAAGAAUCUUUGGAUAACAUAAAACAAUAUUAUGUGAAGUGCAAAAGUCCCGAAGAUAAAUAUAAAGCUAUCUGCAAUAUUUAUGGAGUUAUAACAAUUGGCCAGGCAAUCAUAUUUUGUCACACUCGAAAAACAGCCAGUUGGUUAUCAGAAAAAAUGUCAAAAGAUGGACACUCUGUAGCUGUACUCUCUGGUGAAUUGACCGUUGACCAGAGAAUAGCAGUUCUAGACAGAUUUCGAGCUGGCCUUGAAAAGGUGUUAAUAACAACCAAUGUAUUGUCCAGAGGAAUUGAUGUUGAACAAGUCACUUUGGUAGUUAACUUUGACAUGCCAAUGGAUCUAGAUAAGAAAGCUGAUUGUGAAACAUAUUUGCACAGGAUUGGGCGUACAGGAAGAUUUGGCAAAGCGGGCAUAGCUAUAAAUUUAAUUGAUUCUAAUCAAGCAAUGGAAAUUUGCUUAGAUAUUGAAGCACAUUUUGGUAAAAAAAUUAAAUUGUUAGACAUAGAAGAUGCCGAGGAAAUUGAGAAGAUUGGUGCUUAAUAAAUUUGAAAAUUUUGCCUUAUUCCAUUACAAGCCUACUUUUGCUCUAAAAGCAUUGGAAAACUUGGCUUGGCUAAUAAACCAGGACAUUGUUUUUUAUGUGAAUAAGAUUACUGAAUUAAGUAAUAAACCAGUUAUUUUGCUUAUUGUUAAGUACAAUUUCAUUAUCAUUGCACAUUUUGUAAAGUAAAAAUAAACCAUUUUGAUUUUCUAA